UCUCCGCGUAGAUAUCAUGUGAAGUGAAUUCAAAUUGUAAAGAUCAUUAAAGAAGGUAAAGAGGAAGGUGGGAGUUUGCAAUUAAGGGACCUCUGCCCGAGGCAAGAGGUACAAUGUAGCCCAGAAGACGUUUGGCAGUAAGUGGCACAAGCUCAUGUAAAAAGAACCCCAAAAACAAAAAAACAAAAAAAAACAUUUCACUCUGGAUAGAAGCAUUUGAUUUACAAUGGCUCGAAGGAGGAGUUCAGACUACAGGGCUCUCCCGGAGUACGAGAAAAGUCAGAUAAAGAGGGCACUGGAACUGGGCACGGUGAUGACUUUAUUUAACUACAAGAAGUCCCAGCCGGAACGCCGCACUGUCCAAGUGAUAAUGGAAACCUACCAAGUGGCGUGGAGCAAGACGGCAGAUAAGCUUGAAGGAUUCUUGGACAUCUCAGAAAUUAAGGAAAUCCGACUGGGGAAAACAGCAAAAGACUUUGAACGAGUGAAAACCGCACGAUUAAAAGAAGAUUGUUGUUUCACAAUUUUCUACGGAAGCCAGUUUGUCCUCAACACGUUGAGUUUAGAAGCUGAUUCUGCUGAAGAUGCGGAGAAAUGGCGCUGUGGUCUGAGCAUUUUAAUUGAAGAAGUCUCUGCUGCCCCCACACCAUCAAUUAUAGAAAGUUGGCUGAGAAAGCAGAUUUACUCGGUGGAUCAGACCAGGAGAAAUACAAUUAGCGUACGAGAGCUGAAGACAAUACUUCCAAUGAUGAACUUCAAAGUUGGCGGUCUGAGAUAUCUGAAGGACAAGCUGACGGAAAUUGGUGCUCCCAAAGAUGAAGUUAGCUUUGAGCAUUUUCACCUCUUCUACAAGAAACUCAUGUUUGAUCAUCAGAAGACCAUCUUGGAUGAAUUCCGAAAAGAUUCCUCUGUCUUUAUUUUAGGAAGCAUUGAUCGACCAGAUGCCUCAGCAGUUCAUCUGCAUGAUUUCCAGCGGUUUCUACUCCAUGAGCAGCAGGAAUCAUCGGCUCAGGAUCUAAAUAAAGUUCGAGAACGUAUGACGAAGUUUAUUGAUGACACUAUGAGGGAAACGGCAGAACCGUUCCUGUACGUGGACGAGUUCCUGACUUAUCUAUUCUCGAAAGAAAAUAGCAUUUGGGAUGAGAAAUAUGAUGAGAUUUGUGUGCAGAAUAUGAAUAACCCACUGUCACAUUACUGGAUCGCUUCAUCACAUAACACGUAUUUGACGGGGGACCAGGUGCGCAGUGAAUCAUCCACAGAAGCCUACGUUCGAUGUUUGCGCAUGGGAUGCCGAUGUAUAGAGUUGGAUUGUUGGGACGGACCGGAUGGAAAACCAAUUAUUUAUCAUGGCUGGACAAGAACAACCAAAAUUAAGUUUGACGAUGUAGUUCAAGCUAUCCGCGAUCAUGCAUUUGUAACUUCUGAAUAUCCAGUCAUUCUCUCCAUUGAAGAACAUUGCUCAGUUGAACAACAGAGGCACAUGGCCAAAGUCUUUAAAGAGGUGUUUGGAGAUCUCCUGUUGACCCGUCCCAUUGAAGCCAGCGCAGAUCAAUUGCCUUCUCCCACUCAGCUCAAAGAGAGAAUUAUCAUCAAGCAUAAAAAACUGGGACCCAAAGGAGACUUUGUUACAAAAGCUGAUGACCAUAAAGAGGAAACCAAAUUGCAGGGAGAGCUUGAUAUGUGGGACCCCAUCGAUCAGAAAUGGGCUUCUCGAUACUGUGCAAUAGAAGGCGAUAAACUUUCUUACGGUGACGAAAUUGAGCAGAAUACAGAGGAAUGCACAGCACCGAAGAAAACCACAGAUCUGCAUUUGCAAGAGAAAUGGUUUCACGGACGGAUGUGGGAGGGACGCAUCAUGGCGGAACGUCUGCUUCAGGAAUAUUGUGCUGAGAUGGGGGGCAAGGAUGGAACCUUUUUAGUGAGAGAAAGUGAAUCCUUCCGAGACGACUUCACACUCUCUUUCUGGAGGCACGGCAGAGUUCAGCACUGUCGUAUUCGGUCUUACCCAGAAGGAGAUGGAAUGAAGUAUUACUUGACCGACAACCUCACAUUCGAUAGCAUAUACGACCUGAUACAACACUACAGGGAAUCCUCAUUACGAUGUGCAGAAUUUGAACUGCGAUUAACGGAUGCUGUUCCCAAUCCCAACCCUCAUGAAUCUAAAAGCUGGUACCAUGAUAACCUCAGUCGAGGAGAGGCUGAAGAUAUGCUAAUGCAAAUUCCUCGGGAUGGAGCCUUCUUAAUACGCAAGAGAGAUGAACCCAAUUCCUACGCAUUCACUUUCAGGGCGGAAGGAAAAAUAAAACACUGCCGAAUCCAAAAAGAGGGUCGCCUGUUUGUACUGGGAACAUCUGCUUACUUCGAGAACCUGGUGGAGCUUGUGAAUUACUAUGAGAAUCACCCGUUGUACCGUAAAAUGAAGCUACGAUACCCAGUAACUGAGGAGUUGCUGAAAAGAUAUAGCACAGAAAAAGACUUCAGCGCAAUAUAUGAUGUGACUAAAUUAUACGUGGAUCCUGAGGAGAUCUCUCCAGCAAUGCCACAGGGAACCGUCGAAGCUCUGUACAACUAUACGGCCACGCGACCUGAUGAGCUUAGCUUCUGCACCGGAGCACUGAUUCACAAUGUUACCAAGGUUUCCGAUGGCUGGUGGAGGGGAGAUUAUGGAGACAAGAUACAACAAUUUUUUCCUUCAAAUUACGUGAAGGAUGUAUCGAUAAAUGAUUCAGAGACAGUUGCCAAUCAGAUUAUAGAGGACAGUCCGUUGGGCUCUCUGUGCCGGGGAAUCUUUGAUUUGGGAACAUACAAUAUCAGAAAAUUACAACAAGGGAAGUACAACAAGCAGUUUGUGUUUUCACUGGAGCCAAAACAUCCUGAAGACCCGCCGGUGGAUUUUGCCACAGACAGAGUCGAGGAUCUGUUUGAAUGGUACCACAAUAUCCAUCAGAUUGCGCAGCAGAAAGGAGCGGAGGCAUUUGUCAUAAAGAACUGGGAGAAGAAUCAAGCUAUUGCCCGGGAUCUGUCAGAUUUGGUGAUCUACUGCAAGCCAACCAGCGAGGCUAAAGACUGUUUGGAAAGACCUGAUUAUCGAGAAAUCCGAUCGUUUGUGGAGAACAAGGCAGAUAGUAUUGCACGACAGAAACCCAAUGAGCUGCUGCGCUAUAAUCGUAAAGCUUUAACGCGAGUCUACCCCAAAGGAACAAGAGUUGACUCUUCAAACUAUGACCCCUUGCACCUUUGGCUGUGCGGGACACAAAUGGUAGCUCUUAAUUACCAAACUCCAGACCGGUACAUGCAGGUAAAUCAUUCCUUGUUUUCUCACAAUGGAAAUUGUGGCUACAUUCUCCAGCCGGAGUGCAUGAGACAAGACUCGUAUGAUCCCAGUGGCUCUCGGAGGGAACCAGAGAUGGUGGUCACCAUCAAGAUAAUCGGAGCCCGGCAUUUGCCAAAACCUGGCCGGGGAAUUGCGUGUCCUUUUGUAGAGGUUGAGGUUUGCGGUUGGGAGUACGACAACAACAAAUUUAAAACAAGUGUUGUCAAUGACAAUGGACUGAACCCCGUAUGGACAGCGGUUCAUCAGCAGAAGAUGUUUGAGAUCCAUGAGCCGAACCUUGCCUUCCUUAGGUUUACAGUAUAUGAAGAAGACAUGUUCAGUGACCCCAACUUCCUGGCCCAAUACACAAUCCCCAUUAAAGGGCUGCGGACAGGUUACAGGUCGGUCCCACUGAAAAACGGUUACAGUGAAAAUAUUGAGCUCUCUUCCCUCCUGGUACAUUGCCAAGUUCAGAAAAACCUGGGAAGACAAGAAGAUCUGUAUUCCUCGUCUCAGGAUCUUUGGAGGAAGACAGACCCGAAUAAGGAACUUUUACUGUACGAUACUCACCAGAACAUGAGGAAUGCCACGCGGGACGCCAGGCAGCUCAACGACAGCAAAGGUGCAAACCAGGAUUCCCCAAACAAGAGGUCAAAGGAGAAAAGUAUCAGCAACAGCAGAUUCUAUUCAUAACGAAAACGUUCUGAGCUACUUUGAAACCACCCACUAUCAAUCCUGGUACAAGAUAAUUGUGGACUCAGCUAGAGCUUCCUGCAAGACAGAUACAGUUUAAUAGAAGUACAACAAACAUAUAUAUGAUCUUAGAAAUAGAACAUUUUUAAGCACGCUGGUUUCCGAGGACACUUUGAAUACAGUCUGCGAUCCUGCGGACAGUUACUGCCGUUACAUUUCUUUAUUUGGAGACAAAUACUCAGUUUCCACCUCAUGUUCUAGUUCAGAGACAUUAUAAGACUGUUUGCAGAAGAUUAUAGGAUAGAAUGCUCCGCACAAGGUUUUUCCUGUUUCGUUCAGAACGUUCCUUCGUUUUAUUGCUGAUUUUGGGAAAAAUUUCAACUGGAACAGACUCCUGCUGCUUCAGACUUGUGGAAAGCUCCCUUCAAGUUCUGUUAUUCCAUAAUUACAUUUCUAUACAUCUUCAAAGCUGGAAGUGACUCAGGAGAUAACUAUUUUCAAACUAUCUUAGCCUUUCAUAUUUAAAGGGACAUUAAAGCCUCCUGACAAAUGUUACGUUCGAGGCAGUUUGUGUGUGUGUGUGCAUGUUACAGUUUUGUUUUAAACCAAGUGCCUAACCCUGGAGGUCUGUGAUACAGUUUGUCUUUCGUAAAACAAUGUGUAAAAUUCUAAAUAUGAAACUGCACUGGAAGAUUAAGCCAUAAUUGUAUGUUGAAUGCCUGUAAGGCAGCAAUGUCACCAGACUACUUUCAUACACUUUCUAGAAGCAUGUCUGCACUAGUUUGGCAAGUACAUUUUUCUUUUAUAUCCAAGUGACUGAUUGUCCCCAUUCAUAAAAAGCAUGCCAUCUAUACGUUUCCUAAAACCAUUACAGUAUCUUCAAAUCUAGAGGAAAUUACCAUUCAUUGUGAUUUAAGUUUUUACUGAUUAUGGAGCUAUAUUUUGAAACAUUAAGACUAUGGAAAUGACUUAUCCAAAAGCUAGAGACAUGUGGUAUGAGCAAUGUAU
Molecule: messenger RNA, 5014 nt
Organism: Pelobates fuscus (common spadefoot toad)
Lineage: Eukaryota; Metazoa; Chordata; Amphibia; Anura; Pelobatidae
Gene: PLCG2
Product: phospholipase C gamma 2
Exons: 33
Coding region: 227-4006 (1259 amino acids)
Biological process (GO): release of sequestered calcium ion into cytosol; positive regulation of epithelial cell migration; phospholipid catabolic process
Molecular function (GO): phosphatidylinositol-4,5-bisphosphate phospholipase C activity; protein binding
Source: RefSeq, a predicted model, not a curated record